Nomascus leucogenys (northern white-cheeked gibbon) is the source of this 5141-nucleotide messenger RNA. RefSeq names its product dynamin 1 like (gene DNM1L). The transcript has 18 exons. Gene Ontology annotation, cellular component: microtubule; cytoplasm; mitochondrion. NCBI's taxonomy places the organism in Eukaryota, Metazoa, Chordata, Mammalia, Primates, Hylobatidae. Bases 1053 to 3023 code for a protein of 656 amino acids. Gene Ontology annotation, biological process: mitochondrial fragmentation involved in apoptotic process; mitochondrial fission. The record is from RefSeq and is a predicted model, not a curated record. Gene Ontology annotation, molecular function: GTP binding; GTPase activity; microtubule binding.
GCAUUUGAAAUGUGAUCAGGUUUCUGCACAUUUGAAUUUUUAAUAAGGUUUAAAAUUUUAGGGAUAAGCACUAAACUUAUUCUGUGCUGUUUCUCUUUAACUACAGACCCUGCUACAUGGAAAAACUCAAGACACCUUUCUAAAGGUUUCCUUUAUCCAUUUGCUUUUGACCCUUUUUUUCUCUUAUGCCUGCAUGUGUGCUUAUGUACUAUUACAGGCUGUGUGCAUUUUUUUUCUUCCAUUUUUAUUUGCCCAUCCACAUUGAUUGCAGGUUUUAGUGGUUCUUGUUAUUUUUUUGGCAUUGCAUCAAAAUGCAAGCUUUUUUGGUGGUGAAUGUAAUUUAUUUUAUUUUUAUUUUUGAAGACAUGCUUGUGAAGCCAAGCCUUUUUAAAUAUAAUAAGAUAAAUUAGAAACAGCUCUUUGGUAUGUAGUACUUGCAUUUUGUGAGUUCUGUUCACCUAGAUUACUCCAGUCCUCCAAUGAGACUUCUUGGAAGAAGGUACUAAGCUACAAGUAGGUGAGCAUUUUAUCUGCAAAAAGGAUCCGGUUUUAUUUACCUUUAUUCCACCAAAAGACCGACUCACUCCUCUGUUUGUCUGAAUAUCUUAUAAUCAUUUUUAUUUAGACUUCAGGAGGCUGAUAUGCAUUAUUCAAUACACUUAUUAAGGUAUUUUAACCUUUUCUAAAUUUGACAAAAGCAAAACAGCUGUUGUUUGGAGAAGAUAAAGUUAGAUUAUCUUUCCACAAUUAAACAGUUCUAGUUUUUCUGGGAAAAACUGACUAUAUCUUGCUCUCCAAGUUUUAGACUACUUCACACAGUGCAACAGUGAAUCUAUUUUCCUUCCUUCAGCAAGUACAAGAGGAACAGACCUAUGACUGGAAACUAAUGGAGAGUGGCAACUCCUUACGCUGCAUAUACCAGGGUUCUUGUUUUUCCUUUUCUUCCAUUUUCUUUCUUUCCUGCCUCCAGUUCCAAGGGAAAACAGUCUUGACCCUGGGGGAAAAUCACCUUGAAAGUGUGUAUAAAUUACAAAGCAGCUAGCUCUAUAAUAAUGAGAGAGCUCUUUAAAGGAACAGCAAGUUGUGGCUCUACAGGGGUGGAAGCAGAAGAAUGGGGUAAAUUUCUUCACACCAAAAAUAAGCUCUACACGGAUUUUGAUGAAAUUCGACAAGAAAUUGAAAAUGAAACAGAAAGAAUUUCAGGAAAUAAUAAGGGAGUAAGCCCUGAACCAAUUCAUCUUAAGAUUUUUUCACCCAACGUUGUCAAUUUGACACUUGUGGAUUUGCCAGGAAUGACCAAGGUGCCUGUAGGUGAUCAACCUAAGGAUAUUGAGCUUCAAAUCAGAGAGCUCAUUCUUCGGUUCAUCAGUAACCCAAAUUCCAUUAUCCUCGCUGUCACUGCUGCUAAUACAGAUAUGGCAACAUCAGAGGCACUUAAAAUUUCAAGAGAGGUAGACCCAGAUGGUCGCAGAACUCUAGCUGUAAUCACUAAACUUGAUCUCAUGGAUGCGGGUACUGAUGCCAUGGAUGUAUUGAUGGGAAGGGUUAUUCCAGUCAAACUUGGAAUAAUUGGAGUAGUUAACAGGAGCCAGCUAGAUAUUAACAACAAGAAGAGUGUAACUGAUUCAAUCCGUGAUGAGUAUGCUUUUCUUCAAAAGAAAUAUCCAUCUCUGGCCAAUAGAAAUGGAACAAAGUAUCUUGCUAGGACUCUAAACAGGUUACUGAUGCAUCACAUCAGAGAUUGUUUACCAGAGUUGAAAACAAGAAUAAAUGUUCUAGCCGCUCAGUAUCAGUCUCUUCUAAAUAGCUACGGUGAACCCGUGGAUGAUAAAAGUGCUACUUUACUCCAACUUAUUACCAAAUUUGCCACAGAAUAUUGUAACACUAUUGAAGGAACUGCAAAAUAUAUUGAAACUUCGGAGCUAUGCGGUGGUGCUAGAAUUUGUUAUAUUUUCCAUGAAACUUUUGGGCGAACCUUAGAAUCUGUUGAUCCACUUGGUGGCCUUAACACUAUUGACAUUUUGACUGCCAUUAGAAAUGCUACUGGUCCUCGUCCUGCUUUAUUUGUGCCUGAGGUUUCAUUUGAGUUACUGGUGAAGCGGCAAAUCAAACGUCUAGAAGAGCCCAGCCUCCGCUGUGUGGAACUGGUUCAUGAGGAAAUGCAAAGGAUCAUUCAGCACUGUAGCAAUUACAGUACACAGGAAUUGUUACGAUUUCCUAAACUUCAUGAUGCCAUAGUUGAAGUGGUUACUUGUCUUCUUCGUAAAAGGUUGCCUGUUACAAAUGAAAUGGUACAUAACUUAGUGGCAAUUGAACUGGCUUAUAUCAACACAAAACAUCCAGACUUUGCUGAUGCCUGUGGGCUCAUCAACAAUAAUAUAGAGGAACAAAGGAGAAACAGGCUAGCCAGAGAAUUACCUUCAGCUGUAUCACGAGACAAGUCUUCUAAAGUUCCAAGUGCUUUGGCACCUGCCUCCCAGGAGCCCUCCCCCGCUGCUUCUGCUGAGGCUGAUGGCAAGGUUGCAUCUGGAGGUGGUGGGGUUGGAGAUGGUGUUCAAGAACCAACAACAGGCAACUGGAGAGGAAUGCUGAAAACUUCAAAAGCUGAAGAGUUACUAGCAGAAGAAAAAUCAAAACCCAUUCCAAUUAUGCCAGCCAGUCCACAAAAAGGUCAUGCCGUGAAUCUGCUGGAUGUGCCAGUUCCUGUUGCACGAAAACUGUCUGCUCGGGAGCAGCGAGACUGUGAGGUUAUUGAACGACUCAUUAAGUCCUAUUUUCUCAUUGUCAGAAAGAAUAUUCAAGACAGUGUGCCAAAGGCAGUAAUGCAUUUUUUGGUUAAUCAUGUGAAAGACACUCUUCAGAGUGAGCUAGUAGGCCAGCUGUAUAAAUCAUCCUUAUUGGAUGAUCUUCUGACAGAAUCUGAGGACAUGGCACAGCGCAGGAAAGAAGCAGCUGAUAUGCUAAAGGCAUUACAAGGAGCCAGUCAAAUUAUUGCUGAAAUCCGAGAGACUCAUCUUUGGUGAAGAGAACUAUGUAAUACUGAGACUUUGCUGACUCAAAACUUCCUAGUUCCUGCCUACCUGAGUAGAAUCUUAUUUAUGAACUCCUGUGUAUUGCAGUGGUAUGAAUCUGCUCAUGUGGAGACUGGCUAUAAACUGAAAAGUGUAUUCCGUAUUGCAGAACAAAUCACACAUUUAAUCCAAAUAAUAAAUGGCUGUUUCUAAAGUUUCCCAGUAUAUAAAAUACAUCAAGUCUGUCUUGUGACAGUUUCAUCUGAACUUAAGAAGAACUGUUAAUGUUCUAGUUGUGCACAGCAGUUUGCCUGUGGAUAAGGUGACCUGUGUAAUAAUCUCUGUUAGUCUUGAAGCCGCUGCCAUAGUCCUCCAAGAAGAAAGCACCAAGACAACAUGUCAUAUGACUGUAAUGCAUGUGCUGUAUAAGCUGAUCUGGCUUUGAAAGAUGUGGGUUGGCAAGUUCCUCACGUAGAGUCAUUGUGUCCACCUGUCCUUCCAUUUAGUUUUUCUGAGCUUCUUUGCAGCCUUUGAUGUGUCUUUAAGAAAGCUGAAUGCACAAAAGGAUCUGUGACACCGACAUGGCUGUGGUGUGCAUGCUGUGUAGUUCCAUAGCCCAUCCAAUUCUGGGUCCAUUUGCGCUAUCAAAUUAAAAUAUGCUUUGAUUCAUACUUAAACCUGAAAGCAGGAAUGCCUACAUUAAUUCCUACGUUAAAAACAGCCAUCUACCCUUGAGUAUCUAGAAAGACUUGGUAAUGAUGGCCAGUUCCUUUUAGGUUUCAGAAAAUCAAAUGAUGAUGACUUAAAUUUCCCUUAAUCUGCAAAUACAGUAGUAAUUAAGGUACAUCUCUAAAGUGGAGCACUGACCAAGCUCUAAGAUUCACUUUGAGGUGGAACUUAAAACCAAUGUACUGUAUGCAUGCAUCGGUAAUAGCUACUUUCGUUUCAUAGCUUCAUACCAACAAAAUAUAUUAGAAUAGUAUGAAAGUACCGGAGGAGCUGAAAGAAAAACACCCAAGGCUGGGCAUGGUGGCACAUGCCUGUAAUCCCAGCACUUUGGGAGGCCGAGGCAGGUGGAUCACCUGCGGUUGGGAGUUGGAGACCAGCUUGACUAACAUGGAGAAACCCCAUCUCUGCUAAAAAUACAAAAUUGGCCGGGCAUGGUGGCGCACGCCUGUAAUCCCAGCUACUAGGGAGGGUGACGCAGGAGAAUUGCUUGAACCCAGGAGGUGGAGGUUGUGGUGAGCUAAGAUCAUUCCAUUGCACUCCAGCCUUGGCAACAAGAGUGAAACUCCGUCUCAAAAUAAAUAAAUAAACAAAAAAACACCCAGAUAUGCAUACUCCUUCAGACUUACAGACUUAAGCUGCAUUUAUGGGGUAGUGAUGAGGUUUAGAACAUAUACAUAUUUUGUUAAAAUUCCCCAGAUGAUUCUUGGUAUGAACUACUACAUUGUUAAUUUUAAGAUGUACUUAGAAAUCCUUAAGACAUCUAGCCCUGUCCCUAAUAGACAACACAUUUAUAUUGCAGAUAUUAAUUUUUUUUCAGUUUAUGACCAGGUAUUUAUGAAGGACUAUUGGCAGGGAAAAUAUGAAUAUGUUAACUUUAGCUUAUGGCAUCAAUUUACUAAGGAACGACAGGCUCACCAACUGAUUCAAACAUAAAAACCCCCACAUCAGUCUCAUACGAUAUGGUACUACUUUGAAUCUGUUACUAGUACCAUCUUGACAGAGGAUACAUGCUCCCAAAACGUUUGUUGCCACACUUAAAAAUCACUGCCAUCAUUAAGCAUCAGUUUCAAAAUUAUAGCCAUCCAUGAUUUACUUUUUCCAGAUGACUACCAUUAUUCUAGUCCUUUGAAUUUGUAAGGGGAAAAAAAAACAAAAACUUAUGAUGCACUUUUCUCCAGCACAUCAGAUUUCAAAUUGAAAAUUAAAGACAUGCUAUGGUAAUGCACUUGCUAGUACUACACACUUUGUACAACAAAAAACAGAGGCAAGAAACCUAAUGGAAAGAGAAAAGCCUUCCUUUGUUGGCCCUUAAACUGAGUCAAAAUCUGAAAUGUAGAGAUGAUCUCUGAUGAUACCUGUAUGUUCUUGCUGUGUAAAUAAAAUUGCUGGUAUGAAAUGACA